AUGGGCCUGGAUGAGUCCUCGAUGUUGGAAUGGGAACCGGAAUUUGGGCCAUUGACUUUGGGGACCAGUACCCGAAGUCCAAGGUCAAUCCAACCUGGCUUAGUACUAUCGAACAUCGAAUUUAUCCUUGACGAUUGCACUUUGAAUUGGACUUGGCCGGUGAGAAAAUAG
This is a messenger RNA of Colletotrichum abscissum, 171 nucleotides long. RefSeq lists its product as uncharacterized. The transcript has a single exon. The record is from RefSeq and is a predicted model, not a curated record. The coding region runs from base 1 to 171 and encodes 56 amino acids. NCBI's taxonomy places the organism in Eukaryota, Fungi, Ascomycota, Sordariomycetes, Glomerellales, Glomerellaceae.